Molecule: messenger RNA, 3655 nt
Organism: Saimiri boliviensis boliviensis (Bolivian squirrel monkey)
Lineage: Eukaryota; Metazoa; Chordata; Mammalia; Primates; Cebidae
Product: solute carrier family 22 member 25
Biological process (GO): transmembrane transport
Cellular component (GO): membrane
Molecular function (GO): transmembrane transporter activity
Source: RefSeq, a predicted model, not a curated record
UACCUACCUGACUCCACAACCACUUGAGGAAAUUGCUUCCAUAACCCUGCUUCAAAGAGGAGAGAGGGCCGAUUUAAAAGAGAGUGGGUCAGAAUCAACACACGCUUAGGGUGAUUGAAGGAAAGGAAAUAUUUUCUCCUUGAACUUAUCUGGAUACAGUCAUUUUGUCUCCUCUUGGGGACUACCUGUUCAGCCUCAAUGGCCUUUCAGGACCUCCUGAAUCAAGUUAGGGGUCUGGGGAGAUUCCAGAUCCUCCAGAUGGUUUUCCUUAUAAUGUUCAGCAUCAUAGUAUACCAUCACACUCGGCUGGAGAACUUCACUACGUUCACACCUGAUCAUCGCUGCUGGGUUCAUAUACUGGACAAUGACACUGUUCCUGACAACAACUCUGGGACCCUCAGCCAGGAUGCCCUCCUAAGAAUCUCUAUCCCAUUCGACUCAAAUCUGAGGCCAGAGAAGUGUCGUCGCUUUGUCCGUCCCCAAUGGCACCUCCUUCAUCUGAAUGGGACCUUCCCCAACACAAGUGAGCCAGACACAGAGCCCUGUGUAGAUGGCUGGGUAUAUGACCAAACCUCCUUCCCUUCCACCAUUGUGACUAAGUGGAAUCUGGUAUGUGAUGCUCAGUCACUGAAUUCAGUAGCUAAAUUCCUAUUCAUGGCUGGAAUGAUGGUGGGAGGCAACCUAUAUGGCCAUUUGUCAGACAGGUUUGGAAGAAAGUUGGUGCUCAGAUGGUGUUACCUCCAGCUCGCCAUUGUAGGCACCUGCGCAGCCUUUGCUCCCACCAUCCUCGUUUACUGCUCCCUCCGCUUCUUGGCUGGGACUGCUACUAUUGGCAUCUUUACAAAUACUAUUUUAUUAAUUGUAGAGUGGACACCUCAUCAAUUCCAUGUGAUGGCAUUGACAUUGAUGCUUUGUGCUAGUGGUAUUGGACCUAUAACUCUGGGAGGCCUGGCUUUUGUGAUUCGAGACCAGCAGAUCCUCCAGUUGGUGAUGUCUGCACCAUGCUUUGUCUUCUCUCUGUUCUCAGGGUGGCUGGCAGAGUCUGCUCGGUGGCUCAUUAUUAACAACAAACCAGAGGAAGGCUUAAAGGAGCUUAGAAAAAUUGCACACAGGAAUGGAAUCAAGAAUGCUGAAGGCAUCCUAACCAUGGAGGUUUUGAGAUCCGCCAUGAAGCACGAACUAGAGGAUGCACAGAAAAAAUAUUCUCUUGGUGAAUUGCUCCGCAUGCCCAAUAUAUGUAAAAGAAUCUGUAUCCUGUCCUUUGGGAGAUUUGCAAAUACCUUACCUUUCUGGGGCUUUAAUUUGCACCUCCAGCAUCUGGGAAAUGACAUUUUCCUGCUGCAGACUCUCUUUGGUGUAGUCAUCCUCCUGGCCAUUUGUGUUGCACCUUGGGCACUGAAGCACAUGAACCGUCGAGUAAGCCAGAUGCUUCUCCUGUCGCUACUGUCAGUCUGCACCCUGGCCAUCAUCUUUGUGCCACAAGAAAUGCAGACUCUGCGUGUGGUUUUUGCAGUCGUGGGCUUGGGAGCUUCUGCUCUUGCCAAUACCAUAGGUAUUGCCCAAGGAAAUGAACUAAUUCCUUCCAUAAUCAGGGGAAGAAGUAUGGGAAUCACUUCAACCUUUGGUAAUAUUGGGGCAGCUCUGUCUCCCCUCGUGAUUAUCCUAAGCAUAUAUUCUCCAUCCCUGCCCUGGAUCAUCUAUGGAGUCUUCCCCAUCCUCUCUGGCCUUGUUAUUCUCCUCCUUCCUGAAACCAGGAACAAGCCUCUUCCUGACAGCAUCCAGGAUGUGGAAAAUGAGAAAAGAUGCUCCAGAAGAGCAGGGCAGGAAGAUACCUGCAGCACAGUGACACGAUUUUAAGGAAUUCCAGGUGCUGACUGCUGAUUAAACAGCAAGACAAAAGAAAAAUCGAGACAUUUCUAGAUAUUAGUAAAAUUCAAAAAAUAAAUAAAUAACAAGAUAUAAUGGAUAAAUACAUUCCAUUUACAACUUUGAUACUAAAUGAUUAAAUAUAAAAUGUCUACAAAUAAUCAUAAGAAGUUUGAAGAAAGUCAUAACACUUUAAAAGGAAUCAUAAUAGAACAUUUGAAUAAUUGUAUGUACUUAGCAUGUUUCUGGAUAUGAAGAUCAAAUAAUAUUAAAAACAAUGAUUCUUCAUCAAUUAUUUAAUAGAGUAAUUGCUGAAAUCAUUACAAUGUAAAAAACUCAUUUUUUGUAAGAACUUUAAAAAUAGUUCCAAAACUGAACAUCCAUAUACAGAAAGAUAAAACUAGACCUCAAAUCAAAAUGAAUUAAAAACUGGAAUCUAUGACCUCAAACUAUGAAACUACCACAAGAAGGCAUUGGAGAAAAUUUCCAGUACACUAGACUGUGACGGCUAUGGGGAAAUUUUCCUUUUACUUGAGAAAAGCAGAGGAAGAAGUAGAGGACCUUCGUAUUGCACCUUGGGUACUGGCACCACCACAGGUUGGCAGAGCACUAAGCAGGCUCUUGGGGUCUCUAAUUCUAGGACUAGAUUCUUAAAUGUUAUUUCUUGACCUGCCCUGGGCCAGAGAGGAGCCCACUGCCCCAGAGGGUAAGUCUCAGGCCAGGCAGCAUUCAUGACAAGCUGACUUAAGAUCUUGAACCUUAAGGAAACAUUGGCAGUAGGCUGGCCUCGUGGUCAGUGGUGGCAGUGGCUACAAGGCUAGGCUCCUCUGCCUUUGGAAAGGGGAGAAAAGAACAGAAAUAACUGCAUCCUUUGGUUUGAGGGUCAGCUCAGCCAUGAUACAAUAGAAUAACAAGCAGACUUUUCAGUUAUUUGAUUCUAGCCCCUGAUUCCCAAACAGCACUUCUGGACCCACUGACAGCCUGGAGGACCUGGCCACCCUGAGGAGAAGGACACAGGCCUAGCUGGCUUUGUCACCUGCUGAUUAUAGAACCCCAGGGCCUUAAAGGAACACAGGCAGUAGCCAGGGAGUGGUUACAGCAGGCCCUGGUGACAGUCAGUGCUAUGUUGGUCUUAGGUCUAACCUAGUGCAGUCCUGCUGGUGGUGGCCACAGGGGUGCUUGUGUCACUCCAACUCAAGAUUUAGUUGGCUGAAAGAAGAGACUCUAUAUUUUAGAUAAAGUAAGAAAAUGAAACAAGAGUCUCUGCCUCAUAAUCCAGAGAAAGUUUCCAGAUCUUUUCCAGGACCAUCAAGGCAAUAUCUCUAUGACAAUGUAAGAACCAUAGUGUUACAAGGCUUGGGGUGCCCCCCAAAGCAGAUAUAGCUUAGGUCACAACACCCAAGUCCUUUCAAAUAUAUGAAAAGCCUUCUGAAGAAGGGCAGCUUUACAUAAGCCCAGGCUGUGAAGACUACAACAUAUACCUAACUCUUCAAUGCCCAGAAACCUAAGAACAUCUACUACCAUCAAUGCCAUCCAGGAAAACAUGACCUUACCAUAUGAACUAAAUAAAGAUACCAGGGACCAGUACUGGAGAAAUAGAGAUAUGUGACCUUUCAGCCAGAGAAUUCAAAAGAGUUGUGUUGGGAAAACUCAAAGAAAUUCAAGAUAACACGGAGAAGGAAUUCAGAAUUCUUUAAGUCAUUUGCGACAGCACAGAAAGAACUGGAGAUAAUUACGCUGAGUGCAAUAAGCUAAGGACAGAAAGAAGAAAGACAAACAUUGCAUCUUC